This is a messenger RNA of Carlito syrichta (Philippine tarsier), 1678 nucleotides long. RefSeq names its product beta-1,3-N-acetylgalactosaminyltransferase 1 (globoside blood group) (gene B3GALNT1). Gene Ontology annotation, cellular component: membrane. Lineage: Eukaryota; Metazoa; Chordata; Mammalia; Primates; Tarsiidae. The transcript has 5 exons. The record is from RefSeq and is a predicted model, not a curated record. Bases 356 to 1351 code for a protein of 331 amino acids. Gene Ontology annotation, molecular function: N-acetyl-beta-D-glucosaminide beta-(1,3)-galactosyltransferase activity.
CUGCGUUUGGAAGAGAAGCUGCUACCAGGGAAGAAAUGACCAAACCCGCUCUUUUUCCUGUGUUUAGAGGUCUCCCAGCUCUCCCAGCCCUCAUCCUGUUGCUUCUUUCCACUGGCUGCUCUUUCCCGUGGUGCUCUCGGACUGCCACCCGCCCCUUGUCCCCCGAGUGUCAGGGAGUGUGUUUAUAAGCAGUAUAUGGCAGAAUUGUAAGCCAAUCUGAGAGCCUCUUUUAGUAGUAUUAUUUCUGAUGACGACAUACCUCCGAAUGUUCCACUGGCAAAAUUGAAGGUCAUCACUCAGAAGAAAGAAAUCAAGAAGAAGAUCCUGCGGUGGGUGUGCUUCUGAGCCGCCGUGGAUGGCCCUGGUUCUCCUGACCACCCUUCCGGGUAGGAUGUCCCUGCGAUCCCUUAAAUGGAGCCUCCUACUGCUGUCGCUGCUGAGCUUCCUGGUAAUGUGGUACCUCAGCCUCCCCCACUACAACGUGAUCGAGCGCGUGAACUGGAUGUACUUCUAUGAGUAUGAGCCGGUUUACAGGCAGGACUUCCGCUUCACGCUUCGAGAACAUUCAAACUGCUCUCACCAGAACCCAUUUCUCGUCAUCCUGGUGACCUCCCACCCCUCCGACGUGAAAGCCAGGCAGGCCAUUAGAGUUACGUGGGGUGAAAAAAAGUCUUGGUGGGGGUAUGAGGUCCUUACCUUUUUCCUACUAGGCCAACAGGCUGUGAGGGAAGACAAAAUGUUAGCACUAUCCUUAGAGGAUGAACACCUGCUAUACGGUGACAUCAUCCGACAAAAUUUCCUAGACACAUACAACAACCUGACCCUGAAAACCAUUAUGGCAUUCCGGUGGGUGACAGAGUUUUGCCCCAAUGCCAAGUACAUCAUGAAGACAGACACGGAUGUUUUCAUCAACACUGGCAAUUUAGUGAAGUAUCUUUUAAACUUAAACCACUCGGAGAAGUUUUUCACAGGCUAUCCUCUCAUCGAUAACUAUUCCUAUAGAGGAUUUUACCAGAAAACCCAUAUUUCCUACAAGGAGUACCCUUUCAAGGUAUUCCCCCCCUACUGCAGUGGGCUGGGGUACGUGAUGUCCAGGGAUCUGGUGCCAAGGAUCUAUGAGAUGAUGAGUCACGUGAAGCCCAUCAAGUUUGAAGAUGUCUAUGUCGGAAUCUGCUUGAAUUUAUUGAAAGUGGACAUCCACAUUCCAGAAGACACAAACCUUUUCUUCUUGUAUAGGAUCCACCUGGAUGUUUGUCAGCUCAGGCGUGUGAUUGCCGCCCAUGGCUUUUCUUCCAAGGAGAUCAUCACUUUCUGGCAGGUCAUGCUGAGGAACACCACGUGCCAUUAUUGACCCCACGUUCUCCCAGCAGCCUGGGGAAGGACAAGACAUGCAGUGGACGGUGCUGAGGUUUGUCCCGUGGAGAAUCCAGGUACACAGACCUGAAACUCAUGAAGACCCCACAGGCCAGAGGCGAGAGGGGGUACACCUGGGAUUUAUUUUGAUGAAUACUGAAGUCAGACCUUUCAGCAGUGACAUUCAGAAGAAUUAAAUAUCUUGUAAAUGAAUUGGAGAGAACGGCUAAUGAAAUUUAUAGGACCAAACAAUUUGAACAUGUCAUUCUAUAGAAGUUUUUCUUUUUUUUUUUUUCUUUUUGAGUCGGAGUCUCACUCUGUUGCC